AUGGACUUCCAAUUCAACUCAGAAUGGCUUAAUCUUUAUCAAAGUCUGGUAUCAGCUCAGAACUCGUUCAAUCCCGAGCUUCCAUCACCGAGUAAUUGCCCUACUCUUGGUCUGCCCGACCUCACUCAACUCAGUCAAUACGAUCUCGCUCAGCUGAACAGCCCCGACCUUCAGCAGAUCAGUCCCGAUCUAAUACAACAUAAUUUUCAUGACCCGAAUCAAGUGGGAAGUUCGCAGAAUGUCGGUCUUGACUUCUCCAACUCGCUAGCGCAGAGUCAAUUGGACAUGAGCAACUUUGACUUGUCUAAUUUUGCCCUACCUUCCUCCUUCACCCUCCAGUCAGCCCCACCCACACCCCAGACCCCAUCCUUUCAAUUCCAGCCCUCCUUGUAUUCGCCGGCCCUCCAAACCACCUCGGUCGACGUGAUGGCACCAAAUCGGACAGGAACGACAUUCCAACUCAACCUUCCGCCGAUUGACUUUCGCGGAAAUGGAUCUAAUCCUUGGGUAAACCAUGUUGGUGUGUACAAGAUGCCGAAUACCACGACAACCCCAACAUUGCAGCCACCGGCGAAACUCACCGUGAUGAAAGGCGACAAAGAAGGCGUGAAAUUAUUGAUGGAUAGAAGUGAGUUGUAUUUUAUUUCUUUUUUGGAUUUUAGGGUUAGCCCGAACUGUCCCUCAAAAUUGAAAAAAUAGGGUGUUACAUGUUAUAGUGGGUUUUAAACUUACAAAUUACAUCCCCAUUCAUUUGAAAAACACUAGUUAUUGAUAGCCAAUUUCGGGGUUUUUCUGGGGGAGAGUUCGCCUGCAACGAGAUUUUAGGUACCAAAUUUAGGAGAAAAUAAAAAUUCCGAGCGAGAAGGCGAAAUUUUAUUGAAUUUGGCUUUAAUUAUUGUUUACUAAACCCAAUUAGCUCUGUUCGACAAAGUUUUCAUCAAAAAUUAUUUGGAUUUGCGAUUAAUUUACCUUAUUUUAGCUGUGAUCUUACAUCGGAAGUUGGACAACUGCAUAGCCAACUGGACGUUCGCGUACCACGACCGAUUCAUGCGUGAAUGGCUUCAGCGGAAUUUCUACAUAUAUGGCACAUCGAUAGUUUGCUCGAAGGUCGUUACAAACGAGGGCUAUGUGUUUGGGAUGUACGUGAUGGAUAAGGUCGAAACGGCAAAUAAUCUCAUGAAAUUGGCAGCAAGGUUUAGUGUAGUGGAUGGAAGUAAGUCUCCAAACGUUUUUGAUUUGUUUUUAGGGCGAUAGCGCUUCUCAAAUGCAGUGAUUUUCCAUAUUUUAUCAUGGAUAAUAUAAGUUUUAAUGUGUAUUCGUUUCAGAUCCAAAUUAUUCGAUAAAAGUGACGUCGUCGGAGAGCUUAGUUAUGGCGUUCUCAGCAGCCGUGAAAGUAGAGAGCAAAACAGGUCGAAAGAAGGCAAAGGAUGUGGAAGAGGCAGUUUCGGAUGUGUUUUCGCUAAUGGUAAGGGAUUUUAUUUUGUUUUUCUUCGUUUUUAGAUAGGAAUUGAUGCGGUAAAAGCUGGGGCAAAGGAUCUGAACUAUUUCAAGAGCAAAAGACUAUUGUACCUGAAUUCACCUUGGAAAAAGUUCCUUCUGCAUUUAUUACCUAAAAAUAGUGAAAUUGCCCCAGAAUUUCCGCUGCAUCGUUCAAAUGAAAAGCGACUAACGGCUGAAUACUUUUAGAUGAACCCGGUGAAGCCCGCAGUCCCACAAUAUGCUCAGCCACGGAACGUCUUCUUCCAAUAA
Molecule: messenger RNA, 1749 nt
Organism: Bursaphelenchus xylophilus (pine wood nematode)
Lineage: Eukaryota; Metazoa; Nematoda; Chromadorea; Rhabditida; Aphelenchoididae
Source: the annotation of a GenBank genome assembly